This is a messenger RNA of Toxorhynchites rutilus septentrionalis, 1850 nucleotides long. RefSeq names its product beta-1,3-galactosyltransferase 5-like. Gene Ontology annotation, molecular function: hexosyltransferase activity. Gene Ontology annotation, cellular component: membrane. The record is from RefSeq and is a predicted model, not a curated record. The coding region runs from base 255 to 1382 and encodes 375 amino acids. Lineage: Eukaryota; Metazoa; Arthropoda; Insecta; Diptera; Culicidae. The transcript is spliced from 4 exons.
ACCUUGUCAUAAAACUAUGAUUCGAAAUGAAAAUAGUGCAUCACGUAUUCCUUUAUACAAUAAUAUAACAAGAACAAUAUAAUAGUUUGUCUACUUUUCUUCACUUUGUCAAAACCUGAAUAAGAAACACAACAUUAUGCAUCCAUCUGUAUAUAUGCGACUGUUGCAAUUCUGAAAAUAUCGAGCUGCUGUAUGUAGUAUGAGUUACAGAGCAGCGCGAAUAUUGAUAAAAAGUUACAGAUCAGCUUUACAUCAUGAUUAGUCCAUUUCAUCAAAAGAAAAUGUAUUGUGCAAAUUGUCGCACAACACAUCUGGUAUUUGGCAUCAUUAUAGUAGCGACCAUAAUAUUUUAUUCAACAUUGAGUGGCAGACCAUUUGACAUUGAAAUAAAACGUUACGCUGAAAUACGAGCUAAUAGCUCGGAAAAGUAUCGACUAUCAUCACAUGCGACCAAUGUAACUUUCCAAGAGUUAAAGCAGCAGAAUGGAAUCAUUCGUACCAGAAAAUGUGGAUUUUUCUCGUUUCUUUCUAACGGAUGCGGUACAUCGAAUAUCACUAAUGUGCUGAAGAAACUGGGAGAAUUUCAGCUAGUAACGAACGCUUCGAUUCUGAAAGCUGAAAAUGAUAACGACUAUAUACAAAAAAUAGACAAAACAUUCGAAUAUCAGUCGGAAAAUGCCUUCAAAAGAAAUGCUACCACAAAUAAUAAGAUCGUUGAGCACAAAGUAAUUGAAACGUCGGCAGAGAUUGUCAUCAAAACGAAGGACAUCUAUGAAAAGGGACAUUUCGAGGAUCCUAGUAGUAUUAAAAAUAUUUGCCCUAACAAGGGUUCUGAUAUAAAUUUACUCAUCCUCAUUACGUCGGCCCCAACUCACCGAGAGCAACGACUUUCAAUACGCCAAUCUUGGGGGCAUUACGGAAUACGCCGAGACAUAUCCAUUGGUUUUGUACUAGGAAGAACUCAGGACCAGCGAAUUGAAGAUCAACUGGCUGCCGAGAAUUAUAUGUACAGUGAUCUAAUUAGGGGCAAUUCAAUUGAUAGCUACCGUAAUCUCACCUUAAAGACGAUUUCGUUGCUUGAAUGGACUAGCACGAAUUGCCCGAAUGCUACGUAUCUACUUAAAACUGACGACGAUAUGUUUAUUAAUGUGCCGAAAUUGCUCCACUUCAUAGAGACACAUCUUGGUUAUAAGCGUACGAUAUUCGGACGGUUAGCAAAAAAGUGGAAGCCAAUUAGGAAUAAAAAAUCGAAAUACUAUGUUAGCCCGGAACAGUAUUUUCCUCCAGUAUUUCCUCCAUUUACAACUGUUUUUGUUUUUCCUUCAACCGAGCGAUACUUUCCACCAGAUGAUAGCCGCUUCGCCAGGAUAUUCUGCUUUUAAAGGACAUACUGUCUUCAGUUGCACAAUUGAAGCAGGUCUACGACCGAUCACUUAUGGAAUCCAUGACCUUGGCACAAGAGAAGUGCCACCAGGAAUCACAAACGUCGCACUGGACAAGAUUGUCCACAUCAUCUGGUCUGUCACAGGCUACACAGUUGCCUUUACUGGACGUAACAGUCAUUCGAAUCUGUUUAGGCAUGUUGCUUUCUUUGAAGAAUGUCGCCGGAGGCCGGAAAAAAAGUCAUCCACUGCGUUUUGAUAGCUGUUUAUUUGCUUCAAAGCUGGAAUAGAUUGUUUUCAUAUACAUGGUCAUAAGAAGAUAUUUCGUAUUAACUUACAAAGCAGUGGGCCUUAUCCAAUUUAUGAGCCUCCAGAAAUUGAGGUUAUAUAAUUUAAUUUUCCUGUCAAGCUGAUUAAAUUGUAGAUAUUAUUUUUUAACAUCUAAAAAUUAGGUUCCUACAUAUGUUU